This is a messenger RNA of Halichondria panicea, 1539 nucleotides long. RefSeq lists its product as uncharacterized. The coding region runs from base 81 to 1490 and encodes 469 amino acids. NCBI's taxonomy places the organism in Eukaryota, Metazoa, Porifera, Demospongiae, Suberitida, Halichondriidae. The record is from RefSeq and is a predicted model, not a curated record. The transcript is spliced from 4 exons.
UACGCAGUGAAGGAUAGAGUGGACCUAUCUUCCCUCAGUGAUACUACUCGAAUCCAGAAAUAUGUGACCCUGACCCAAGCAUGCUUGUGCCGUGUGCAGACGAUAUAUCUUGCAUAUUGAAAGAAAUAGAAAUUCUUCUGUCCAGGGUUAUUGUUCAGCACAUGGAAGGAUACAAAGAUCAAGCAACGAAAAUAAUAUGGCAUAUACAAAGCAAGCAAAACAAGGAGAUGGCUCUAAAGUCUCUAGUGGUGCCACUUGGGGUACUCCUUCACAAUGAAAAUAAGCUUAAUGAAAUGUGUAAGAUCCUGGAACACUGUGUGAAGUUUGUUCCUACCCGACCAGCUGAAGGAAAGUACAUUCUUCCUAAUGGGAGUAUACUCGACUUUGAUGAUACACGAUUCUUCAAAAUACUUCUUGGUGGCGACCAACUAACAGUGGCCAGAGUACGUGGUGCCCAAGCACUUCGAAUGUCACAAGACAAGGCUAAAGACCGACUAGAAGGGAUCGUUCCAGUAGUCGAGGAUUGGCAUGCCAGAAUGACACUCAUGAAGACUAUAUGGCAACGGCUUUAUUCUGUGAAGUCAUCACGGGAUAAAGGGACUAUGUACCAACUGAGAAAUUUGAUUAAUAGGACAUCUGUACCAACUGAUCCUUGUGACAACAUGAACUCUGCUGAAGAUUACUUCUUGCUGCUGGUGCAUACACAUGCCAUUGCUGCUGCAAAGGAAAUACUUUCAUACACCUCGAUGGAUUCAGUUUCAGAUCUUGCCAAAGCAAUCACAACCAACUUUACAUACGUUUCACAUCUAGAUUUUUCUCAGCAAACUACUGAAAAACAGAAGACAGUAGAUGAUAGUGUACAUUUAUACGCAGUUGAACUAUUGACCCUAGGAUUGUUGUGGCAUGGCUUCCAUGAUGCCAUCAAAGAGGGUGAUGGGGAACGAAUCAUGAGGUAUUGGAAGUUUUUGUUAAUUCUAUUUAAGUCGACCAAUCACCCCAAUUAUGCUAAAGAGGCAGUGAAUUUGUUGCUGCAAUACAACUACUUGUUUUCUGAAAGGCAAAAGUCUCAACUUCUUUGGAGUAGAUGCGUAAAUACACGAGGGCUCCCUGGAACCAACAUUCCGUGUGAUCUUCACAUGGAACAUCUUAACAGAAGACUAAAGACAGUGCUAAGGAAUAUGGGAGCAAAUGUCAACGACAAAACCGUUACAAAAGCUGGGAAGUGUAUUGCUGUUGUGCAACGUGUCUGUCAAGCUUUUGAGGAACAAACUUCUUCUACGGCCUCACGCUCUGACAAUCACCCCUACCCUAAAUUUGGGAAGGACUUUGACAUGGUGCUGAACGUUCUCGAACAAGAAAGAGUCUUUACGUAUACAGCAAACAGAAAACAUGAUACUUUCAGUUUUUCUAAAGGACUACUCGUAAAACUAUCUAAGAAGCAGCUUCUCAAUAAAGUCCAGACUAGCAUUGACCAGAUAUAUUUGGUGUAACGAACAGUCAAUUUAUGUCCUCUAUCAUUGUUAUUAUUAAUAUGCAAAA